CUUUUUCUACUCUCGAUGUUUGUUUAUCAUGUCUCAUCUGCAACCUGAAGAUACCAGGUAUCUCCCUGGCCCGCCUCCUCGGCCGUUCCCUCGCAGGGACGACCGGGAUGGCCGCAUGUAUGACGACAACUCUCCAUCCCGUUCUCGUUCACCUGGCGGUCCAUCUCACACUCCCCCUCGAGGCCCCGCAGCCGACAGAAGACGCGACUACUCCCGAGGCCAUUCCGGCUCUCGAUCUCGAUACCGAAGUCGAGACCGCGAUGAGUUCCGACGACGAUCCUCAAGGUCACCUCCGCGACGGCCACGGCACGGCUACCGCGAUCGCGAUCGCGAAGGUUAUCGCUCACGCAGCCGAAGCCGAAGUUACAGUCGCAGCCGGAGUCGAAGCCCGCGACGCGGUCGGUCAUAUUACGGACAAGAGAGCAGAGAGGUCAUGAUGGACGGUUUACCGGUGGACAUGGUGGAAGAAGACGUUGGACAACUCCUUCCCUCCCUUUCUGCCCAAACUCAGUAUCCCAAAGUUGCGCUGCAAGCUUUCAUUUCGAGAGAAUUGAAAGAUUUCUAUCAUAUUGAUGGUCUGGAGGAAGUGCGCGUCAUUCGAGAUCGGCAAACCAGAAUAUCUCGACAGUUGGGCUUUCUUCGAUUCAGAAGUCUCAACCACUCUCGCGCCUUUAUGGAACAAAACUUUCCAACAAUAUAUUUGUGCGGACCGAGCGCGCAGGAUGAUCGAGGAACCAAGGUCCGCAUUGCAUACAGUCGGGAGAAAGAGGAUCGUGCCAAGGCUAGAGCUGAGGGGGAUUGGACCUGCAAAAUGUGCUCUAUUGUCAACUAUUCCACCCGGCAUAAGUGUUUCCGAUGUCAAGCCCCACGUCCAGAUGCUGGACCAACCGGGCCCCCGGGUAUAGCUCCGCCAAAGGUGAAGAACCAUGGCGACAACGAUGCAGCGCCCGAAAAUCAGCCCUCUCAAUUCCUGCUGUUCCGUGGGCUCGAAACCUCCGUGACUGAAGAGCUCUUGGCUAAGGGUGUGGCCAAACUAUAUCGUCCGAAUUCAGACGGCAACUCUGCAAAUCAGAAGAAAGGAGCCAAGGUGGCAUCGACUACUGGCGACUCUAACCUAGGCGCUCGGGAAGGCUCAAUCCGGCGUGUUCUGCUGGUCCGAGAUCGCAGGACUAACGAGAGCUGGCGAUAUGGGUUUGCCGAGUUUGCUACAAUCCAGGAUGCUCAAGCGGCUAUUUCGCGGCUUCAUUCGUUUGAGAAAUUCACCAUCUCAUCCCGCCCAGUAAUGGUCAGCUACAUUCACGCAGGCGUUUUUGUGCCGGUCAUGAACCCGUCUGAAAGUACCGAGAAAUUUACCUUCAGCCCUCUAAACAAUCCAGCUAUGAAACUCAUGUACUGGGAUGAGGACGCAUACGUUAUGGAGCUCACAGUGUCAACCGAGCCUGCGCCACAAGGAAGUGAUAAACCAGCAGCCCAGCAAGAAGGCAAAGCUAAAGAGGCGUCUGAUAAGGCGAAGAAGAGAAAGGCCGAUGCUGCAUCCAGCGCCUCAGGGACAAAGAAGAUGGCCAUGCCGUCCCAUCUUCAGUUCUGGAGCAACCGUCAUGCGGAAUUGCACGGAAUCAAAAAAGACCCUGAGGGUAAGGGUUCUGCUGAUCAGAAUUCGUCGGAUGAAGCAGCAGCUCCACCCCGCCAGUCGUACGCUGACCCGAACCGGAACUGCUGCUAUCUUUGUAUGCGUCAAUUCAAAACUAUGGCCGAGGUUAAUCGCCACGAACGCCUGAGUCAGCUCCAUCGGGGCAAUCUGCAGAAAGACGAAGUCGUCGCCAAAGCUACGAACAAGCUCAUCAAACACGGCAUCAUCCCCCAACCGCCCGAAUACAGAGACCGCGCGCGCGAGCGUCGCCAGGCAUUCGGUCGUUCCAAGAACGCCACGGCCAAACCCGCUCCGCCGCCAGAGCGUGAACCAUCCCCGCCGGUUCAGACAACGUCCAAGGGCGCUUCGCUUCUCAGCAAAAUGGGCUGGUCGGCUGGCACUGGGCUGGGUGCUCAAGGUACAGGAAUGACAGCGCCCAUAACAACAGAAGUCUACGCGCAGGGCGUUGGAUUAGGAGCCCAAGGCGGGAAACUCGGCGAAGCCAGCGAGGAAGCGGCCCGCAACACCCGCAACCGAUACGACGAGUUUUUGGAAAAGACACGACAAACAGCGCGGGAGCGGUACGAACAGCUGGGGAAGUGA
Aspergillus nidulans FGSC A4 is the source of this 2233-nucleotide messenger RNA. RefSeq names its product putative G-patch domain protein. Bases 29 to 2233 code for a protein of 734 amino acids. The record is from RefSeq and is a predicted model, not a curated record. Gene Ontology annotation, cellular component: nucleus. Gene Ontology annotation, molecular function: nucleic acid binding; RNA binding. NCBI's taxonomy places the organism in Eukaryota, Fungi, Ascomycota, Eurotiomycetes, Eurotiales, Aspergillaceae. The transcript has 7 exons.